AUGUCCUCAAACCCACCCACCAACACCACCAAACCUUUCACCACCACCACCGAACUCCACGACUUGGGCGCCACACGCUUCGACCGCGACACCGCCGCGCCCUCAGACCGCGAUACCGCGCUCCUCCACCGCCACGCCGUAGUCCCCGUCAUCACUCCGCAAGGCCGUGCACCACCCGGGCUAGAAGCUAAAGUGCACGAAUGGACGACGUUCCAGUUUACAACAGAGGAUUUGGAUCGCGUGGAGGAGUUGAAGGGAGAUCUGCAUGGGGGGAUGUUGCAUCGUGUCAAUAGGGCUGCGAGGGGAGAAGUUACUGGAGGUGCUAUGAUAGGGAAUCGAGGGAGAGGAAGUAACAAAGAAACGGCUCAGGAGACUAAGCUUUGUGGGGGGAGGGAGGGGGAGGGGGACGUGGCACCGGUGGCUAAGGGCAUGGCGGAAGAGAUGGGAAAAGAUAUGUUUUGGAGCGGGCCAAUUGUUUGA
This is a messenger RNA of Bipolaris victoriae FI3, 480 nucleotides long. RefSeq lists its product as hypothetical. The record is from RefSeq and is a predicted model, not a curated record. The coding region runs from base 1 to 480 and encodes 159 amino acids. The transcript has a single exon. NCBI's taxonomy places the organism in Eukaryota, Fungi, Ascomycota, Dothideomycetes, Pleosporales, Pleosporaceae.